This is a messenger RNA of Heteronotia binoei (common prickly gecko), 1724 nucleotides long. RefSeq names its product ALK and LTK ligand 2 (gene ALKAL2). Gene Ontology annotation, biological process: positive regulation of ERK1 and ERK2 cascade; positive regulation of ERK5 cascade. The coding region runs from base 651 to 1115 and encodes 154 amino acids. Lineage: Eukaryota; Metazoa; Chordata; Lepidosauria; Squamata; Gekkonidae. The transcript is spliced from 6 exons. Gene Ontology annotation, molecular function: receptor tyrosine kinase binding; receptor signaling protein tyrosine kinase activator activity. The record is from RefSeq and is a predicted model, not a curated record.
AGCCAAGUUGCUGCUGGUAAUCCCUCCAGCUCAGAUGCCGGAAAGAUGCAGCCCGGGCGGGCGACUGCGCGAAAAGGGAGGCGCGUGACGAGGCAGGAGGGCGUCCAAAGGAAACGGGAGGGGGGGGGGCGAAUGAAUACUUCAGGUCGGCUUUCUAAUUAAGAGAAAUUCGGGCUGUGCCCCCCCCCCCGUCCCUUCCUCACGCCCUCCCCCUCGAGCGAGCUCGGGUUCUUUUUACGUCUGUGGGAGGCAGCAUAAGAAGGGCGAACGGAGGCAGGAGGGGAGAACUUCUUGCGGUGGCAGAAGCAGGCGAGCGAGCGAGCCAGCCAGCGGCGCUUCGCGGGGUUGCCUUGCGGGGGACUUGGAGGAGCUGCUUCGCCCACCCACUUUGCAAGUCGAUACCAAGCGCUGACUCUGCCGCCCCGGCCACCUCACGGAUACCUUCGGCGCCGAUAUAAAGCGCGGCCAUGGAGUAGGUGGGGGAGACUGGACGGCGUGAGCGCCGCGGAACCGAGACCGACGGGAGCAGCCAGGCGAAGCAAGCUUGCGGCGGCAGAGGAGAACCGUCGAAGGCACCCAGUGAGAGACAGGGAAUUACCCAGGAACGUGGCUCCAUUGCAUCGCUCUGAGCGGUUCUCCUUUGCAGUGCAAUGUGCAGACUCCUAAAAUCUCCUGCGCUGCUCGGACUGGUGCUUGUGAUGCUUUCGGCGGGACAUUGCAAAGAGAGAGCGGAGUCGAGUGCGGAGCUAAAGGAAAGGCAGAACCUCCUAAAUCUGAUCAUGGAGAUCAUCCAGGAGCUGAGAAAGUACCACCUGGAGGACGAGGAGGAGAACGGGGCACAGUAUAAACAAAACUAUCUGUUGGACCAGAGGGAAGUGACUGAUUAUGGAGGCUCCUCAGAGGAACAGAGAGUUGAAAUAGUUCCUAGAGACCUAAGGAUGAAAGACAAGUUUUUAAAGCAUUUAACAGGUCCUCUCUAUUUUGGUCCAAAAUGCACUAAACACUUUCACAGACUUUACCACAAUACAAGAGACUGCACCAUUCCUGCAUACUAUAAAAGAUGUGCCAGGCUUCUUACUCGGCUAGCAGUAAGUCCAAUGUGCAUGGAAGGAUAAGAUGUUGGUCUUAUCAAAGGAAAAAAAUAAUAAUCAAGAACCAUGAGAAGUGCCUUGGAAACUAACAGGGAAAUCAAAUACCAUCUUUGUAACAUAUUCCAUUGUGAACAAGAGAUUUAUUUUUGCAAGUUGAUGGACUACUUCUCAUAAUUCUUUAAAUAUGUGUUUUGUAUACUUGUCAACACUGUUUACAGAUACAUUCUUUAUGGUAGAUAAACUACCACUAGAACAUCAGUGUUUAAUACUUUUAGCUGCCCUACAUCAGAAGCGUUACAUUGCCAAAAGAUCCAGUAAUAUCACCCUUUUCAAGUAAAAAAAUUUACAUUCUAAUACUUUGUGGGAUCCUGGUCAAGGAGAAGUUGAGACCUUUCAUGCUUAGGCAAUUACAAAAGGUUUGGUUACAAACUUAUUCACAAAUCUGUAUGGUCAGGAUCAAAUCAAACUCCUAUAGUACGAACUGCAUGCCACGUGCAAAAGACAAAUGUGUUUUAAGUGGAACUUUGAAUUCUGACAUAUGUUUUCUGUACAAGAGAGGUAUAAACAUUCCAGCUAAAUGUGCAAUAUGUAAAUAAUGUAAAUAUCGUAAGUAAUAAAGUGUUUGGUAUAUGA